This is a messenger RNA of Penicillium daleae, 621 nucleotides long. RefSeq lists its product as uncharacterized. The transcript has 2 exons. The record is from RefSeq and is a predicted model, not a curated record. Lineage: Eukaryota; Fungi; Ascomycota; Eurotiomycetes; Eurotiales; Aspergillaceae. Bases 1 to 621 code for a protein of 206 amino acids.
AUGCUGUGGGCAGUGCGGCACUCACCUAUUCCAAAGAAGGAAGACGACGUUCAGGAGAUCGAGGAGGUGCCUAUCGGAAAGGAAUCUAGUUCAUUAGCCGAAAACACCGGCACCAGCAGUACAGUCCGCCAGCACUCCAUCCUUCGCAAGAGCAUAAAUACUGCUGCUACCCGCGCCCGUGGCCAGUUCACGCCACGAAAGCAUAUCGACUUCUCUCUCGGUAUAUCCGACAUGUCCUCUAACGAUAUCAUAGGCGACGUGUUUAAAGAUCGUGAUGUGCGCGUCGAUGAUGUCGUCCGCACCACAAAUUGUAAGACUCAGGAACGCCGUAUCCAAGAGGCCAUGGAAAAAGAGCAGGGAGAGCGCUGUAGCCACGGUCUUUCAUCACGCAUGUCCUCGCGCCACCGCCGUCCUACAUAUUUGAGUUCCCCGUCACGCAGUCGCCCUUCAACCGAGGCUCCUAGCUUCACGAACCGCAAUUCGUCGACUCGGAAUCGCUUCUUCCGCCGCCGCCCCAGUGUCACCCAUGACCGAGACGAUUUGAUGGAACAGGGACGUGUAGAUUCACUUCUCCCAGCAGCCGUCGUGCAAGCUAUGCAGGAGCAGCAGCAGCAACAAUAA